GAGUGGGCCUUGACGUGGCAGAGUCGUAGAGAUUGUAAUUUUAUUUCCUUUGCGUAAUUGCUUCAAAGCUAUAUUGUCUAAGACUUUGGUGCAUUAACAACAUUAAAACGAUUACCCAGAAUUUCAAAUCAUGAUUCUGGAGUUGACAACAACGUUCUUGUUAGUUUGGAUAACUUGGUAUUUAAUAACGACAUACUUGGAAAGAAGAUUAAUGCCACCUGGGCCGUUUCCAUUGCCAGUCAUUGGUAAUAUGUUACAACAGGAUGUCAAGUCAGGAAAACCAUUUCAUAAACUUUCUAAGACGUACGGUGAUAUAAUGACAUUACAAUUACACACAAAGUGUGUAUUUGUGAACACUGCAUCACUUGCCAGAAAGGCAAAGAUUGAGUAUAAUAACGAUGUUGUAAGCAGAGAACAAGAUAUUCCUUUAUGUAAAGUACUGGGACCAAAUGAUGUUGUCUUUGCUGAAUAUGGAACAGCAUUCAUGUUCAGAAAAAGAGUAUUUAAUUCAGCAAUGCACGUGUUUGGAGCAGGUAUCAAGGCAGCACAAGAGGACUUCAUGCAGUAACAUGUACUUUGGAGCAAAUAAAAACAUUGAAAGAUCAACCAUUCUCUCCCCAAGAAAUUAUUGGAUCAGCUAUAAUGGUUCAAUUGAGGCAAUGGCUCACUGCCGAGAAAGUUUCUUUGGAUGAUCCAGUAAUAAUGAAUCUCCUCGAGUUUAGUGAUCUCGUUGCAAGAAAGAUUCCGUCAAUUUAUUUAACUUACUGCAUGAUACCGUUUCACUCCUAUCUGCCAACAAAGCUUUCCAAAUUUGUUAAACGAGGUCAAAAUAUAAAAUUCUCGAUACUUUCACCAGUUUUAAAAUCCCAUUUAGAAACUUACACACCUGGUACUAUCCGCGAUAUGGCUGAUAGUUUUAUUGAAGCAUACAAAAAGGAAGCGGCCAAAGAAAAUAAAAAAGAUAUUGGAUCCAUUGAAGAUAUCAAAGCUUUGAUGAUAGACGUCGCUUUUGCCGGUUCGGACACAACCUCUUCCUCACUAUCAUGGUUCAUAUUGUACAUGACUUUAUACCCGAAGGACAAAUUGCCGAGAAUGGAUGACGCCGACAACAUGCCUUAUCUUCAAGCCACCAUUUGUGAAGUAUUACGCAAGACCUCUCCAGUGUCAAGGGCAAUUACAGUGACAAUAAACGAUGUAACACUUGCAGGAUAUUAUAUUCCAAAAGGAACUACUCUCAUGGUCAAUAUACCAGAGGUUCACUUGGAUGAGCGAGAAUGGCGGGAACCACAUAAAUUCAAGCCAGAGCGUUUCUUAGACGAAAAUGGGAAAUUUGUUGGAUGGACAAAGUAUCCUGCAUUUAUGCCGUUUGGUUUAGGUCGAAGAGAAUGCGCCGGAAUAUCGUUUGCAAAGAUCAUGUUAUUUACGUUUACUGCAGCAUUAUUGCAACAGCUCAAGUUUGAGCUUCCUGAAGGAGCGGAAAGACCUGCAGAAGAUGGACCACAUUUGGGAAUUGUAAAUGGUCCGGAGAAUUUCUAUGUUAUCACAAGAAAAAGAAGAGCGUGCAAGGACUGUGUUGAAUAGAAAUAAAUUAACAGAAACGAUUUGUAUACAAGAGCGAUCUGAAAUCAUACAUGUAAAUGAAUAAAAUAUAGGAGAAGUA
Xenia sp. Carnegie-2017 is the source of this 1660-nucleotide messenger RNA. RefSeq names its product cytochrome P450 2U1-like. Gene Ontology annotation, molecular function: steroid 17-alpha-monooxygenase activity; heme binding; iron ion binding. The transcript is spliced from 4 exons. Gene Ontology annotation, biological process: hormone biosynthetic process; progesterone metabolic process. The coding region runs from base 643 to 1581 and encodes 312 amino acids. The record is from RefSeq and is a predicted model, not a curated record. Lineage: Eukaryota; Metazoa; Cnidaria; Anthozoa; Malacalcyonacea; Xeniidae.